Molecule: messenger RNA, 270 nt
Organism: Penicillium canariense
Lineage: Eukaryota; Fungi; Ascomycota; Eurotiomycetes; Eurotiales; Aspergillaceae
Exons: 2
Coding region: 1-270 (89 amino acids)
Source: RefSeq, a predicted model, not a curated record
AUGGCCUCGACCUCCGCCUACAUGUGCGUCACACAGCCAGGUAGCUUGUCGAGUAUCCUGUUAGCGUGUCGUUAUCUUGCCGAGCGCAAGCAUGCUCUCAAGCUUCUCCUAUCAAGCACCGCUGCUCUGGUGGGUCCUCCCCACGAUAAGCACCCGACUUCGCUGGCACUCAUUGGCCACGUCGGGAAGGUGGGAGGCGAGAUCGGCAAAGUCGACGAUGAAUGUCCGUGUGUGCCGUGCCGCUCGAGCCUUAUCGAGUGGCCUGCGUAG